Messenger RNA from Carassius auratus (goldfish), 1051 nucleotides. Its product is annotated as mucin-2-like. The transcript is spliced from 3 exons. NCBI's taxonomy places the organism in Eukaryota, Metazoa, Chordata, Actinopteri, Cypriniformes, Cyprinidae. The record is from RefSeq and is a predicted model, not a curated record. Bases 59 to 1051 code for a protein of 330 amino acids.
GUUUGGAUGGCACUAUAUGUAUAGUUUGGUCAUUUUGAGGUUAAGGUUGUAGUAAAGAAUGGAUAUGAUGAAAUUUACUCUUUUGGUGUUUCUUUAUCACCAGUUGCUAUGGCAAGGAAACGUCUGGAGUCAGGGUGAGCUGCCAGUUAACACCACGGCGUCAGAGCUUCAGGGGGACGAAUCGGCAGCUAACACCACGGUGCCAGAGCGUCAGGGGGACGAAUCGCCAGCUAACACCACGGCGCCAGAGCGUCAGGGGGACGAAUCGCCAGCUAACACCACGACGCCAGAGCGUCAGUGGGACGAAUCGCCAGCUAACACCACGGUGCCAGAGCGUCAGUGGGACGAAUCGCCAGCUAACACCACGACGCCAGAGCAUCAGUGGGACGAAUCGCCAGCUAACACCACGACGCCAGAGCGUCAGUGGGACGAAUCGCCAGCUAACACCACGACGCCAGAGCAUCAGUGGGACGAAUCGCCAGCUAACACCACGGCGCCAGGGCCUCAGGGGGACGAAUCGCCAGCUAACACCACGGCGCCAGGGCCUCAGGGGGACGAAUCGCCAGCUAACACCACGACGCCAGAGCGUCAGUGGGACGAAUCGCCAGCUAACACCACGGUGCCAGAGCGUCAGUGGGACGAAUCGCCAGCUAACACCACGGCGCCAGAGCGUCAGUGGGACGAAUCGCCAGCUAACACCACGACGCCAGAGCGUCAGUGGGACGAAUCGCCAUCUAACACCACGACGCCAGAGCAUCAGUGGGACGAAUCGCCAGCUAACACCACGGCGCCAGGGCCUCAGGGGGACGAAUCGCCAGCUAACACCACGACGCCAGAGCGUCAGUGGGACGAAUCGCCAGCUAACACCACGGUGCCAGAGCGUCAGUGGGACGAAUCGCCAGCUAACACCACGGCGCCAGGGCCUCAGGAGGAUGAGACUGAGACCACUUCUAGUGCCACCACACAGUCUCAGGAGAUGGAGACCACUUCUAGUGCCACCACACAGUCUCAGGAGACUAGACCACUUCAAACACUACCUAAGCCUUGUUGA